This is a messenger RNA of Clonostachys solani, 519 nucleotides long. The record is from the annotation of a GenBank genome assembly. NCBI's taxonomy places the organism in Eukaryota, Fungi, Ascomycota, Sordariomycetes, Hypocreales, Bionectriaceae.
AUGACCAUCGAGCGGCCUCUACCUUUGGAGCUUUUUCUCGUGAGCCGGCAACUGUCCAAGGAUGCUUCUGAAGUCCUCUAUUUAACAAACACCUUCCGGUUUGAGCCCGACUUGUCUUGCACCUUUAACAUGCUAAGCAAGAUACCAUCGGAGUCUCUGAAGCGGCUUAGAUAUGUGGAGUUCGGCUUCGACUGGUCAAAAGACUGGGACGCGAAUAAGUCCGAAUGGCGCCGUCUUCUUCGACUUAUGACUGACCAUUGCGGUCAUUCGAGGCUGUUCAUGAAAAUCACCGUCCAUGAGAUGGACCACGAGGCAGUCAGAAUGACGGAGGAAGACGAGGACAGGGACAGGUUCAUGAAAAUUUGCUAUGCGUCAUACGUUGAUAUUGUCCGCUAUAUCAAGGAGUCUGGCCUAGUGCUGCAAGACUUUCAUUUAUUCCUGCCAUUGUUCUGGGAUUUGGAACCUGUUCUGAGAUUUGGAACCUGUUCUGGAGAGAUACGUCAUGGGCCCAGAUUAUGA